GCGGGGGGGUUCAUAGACGAGCUACAAGAAGCAUUGGAGAUCUGCAUCUGUCGCCUUAGACGACUCAAACACACAUACUUUUGCCGCUAAUCCAUUAUCAUUUCUAAUUUGUUCUCUUCACGUUUUUCUACUAGUGACUUUCCACUUUGUCGUCGUUCCAACUUUUGUCAGCUCGGGUCACUCGGGUUAUAGCAGACUCCUCACACGUUCGACGUCAUUUAUCUACAACCACAUCAAGGAACAGUUCGAAAUCAAGAAACCAGGGGAUGUCUUACGAAGUUUCUGUCGUGACUCAUCCGUCUGCAGACAUCGUCAAGCCGUCGAUAAUCAUCGAAGAUAGGUCAACUGGUGAUAGAACGAUUAUCGGAAAUGUUCCUUCCGGACUACAGAGAAAAUGCAAUGAAAUGCAUUUGAAAACCAGCAGAUUAACGAAUAUAUUCUUCUCCGGUAUACUCGAUUGGGAGUCUUUGGCUGGUCUGCCAGGCUUGAUUUUGACCGUCAGUGAUCAGGGCGUCAAAUCCUUGAACUUAUAUCAUAGUGGUAACAGGAUUCUUCAGUAUAUGAUAUCUUGUUGGAGAUACUUUAUUUUCAGAUUUGGAAUGAACUUGAAAGCAGAUGAUACAGACGUAUCGGUUGAGCACAGUAAUAUUCGGUAUACCCCAAUCAAUAUCAAUUCGUGCACUCACUAUGGUACAAACGAUGGGAAAGCUGAAGACCAUGCCAAAUUGAACGAGCUUAUGAAAAAAAUCUUCCCCGUUCCAGCCAACUCUGCAAAACCUGUGUAUAACGAAAAGAAAAUCACAAACGUCACACUACCAAAAUCCAUAGUUAACCCUAAAAGAUCAACAAAUUGGAUAAUCACCCCUAACUCUGUGAGAGGGAAAUUUCUGGUAAAUGAGGCAAAGAAUCUAGGAUGUGAAGUACAGCAUUACAAAAAGCUAUGCAGUUUCAAAUCUGUCACUCUUUCCGACGGGACAGUCAUCAAUCCCGAACAAGUACUAGAGCCAACAAGGCACUUUAAUCCAUUACUCGUAUUGGAUAUACCUUCCACUGAAUACUUACAAAAUACUAUAUCUUAUGACUGGCGUGGAAACUCUCCAAAUGGCUUACCUUACGCUUCUGUUUUCCACUUCAUUGACGAUUCCGUAGCAGAUCCAUUAUCAAAUCCGGAUUAUACAAACUUCAUUAAGUCAUUUGGUCCAUCCACGACUCAUUUCAUUAGUCACAAAUCCUACUGCCCCGACUCUUUGAACUUCUUCAAAACUUUUAGAGUUUCUCUGAAGUGGAAAUCGUUACUUCCGGAGUUCUUUCCUCUUCCAAAAUGGUCCAAUGAUUCCGUACUGAAAAUUUCGGACAGUCAAGUUAAUGUGUUACCUUUGAUAUCAGGCCAAAAAUUGGUCAUGAAAAGUACAACAGGUACGGUUUUAGAUGAAUCUUCAAAACAAGGAUCAGAAGUGUCAAUGUAUACCCCCGAGGCAGCCAAGUCUAUUUACGAUGAAGAAAUUGAGCCUAUCGAUUUUGACUACGUUGUUUCAAAAAAGGAAUUUGGUGAAAUGUUGCACAACAGGAAUUCGGCUGAGAGUUUAAACAAGUUUGUUGAUGUUUCUAGAAGCUUAAAAGACCAAGUCGAGACCCUUGUACUAGGAACUGGUUCAGCUUUGCCCUCCACUCUCAGAAAUGUUUUGUGUAACCUUGUGCGUAUACCAUUCAAAGCAGCAGAUGGUACAACAGGUUUCCGUACGAUAGUGCUAGAUGCUGGUGAAAAUUCAUUGGGAUCACUACGCAGACUCUAUCAACCAGGGGAGUUCAAUAUGAUUAUGGACGAGCUUUCAAUGAUUUACCUUUCACAUUUACAUGCUGACCACCAUUUGGGGAUCAUUGAUUUUAUCAGAGAAUGGAACAAUAGGCAGAUUGAAAGAUACGGAGCGGAAAAGAGAUUUCAAAAGCUUUUUGUUCUUACACCAUGGCAAUAUGACUUGUUCAUGGGCGAAUUAAAUCGUGUGGAUCCAUUUAUCGACACCAAUUAUCUUUGUCAUAUUUCUUGCGAUGAGUUUAUGCUUGGCUAUACUGCUCCAUCAUUAGAACAAAUUGAGAUUGAAACCAUUGAGACCGGAGAAAUUGGUUCGAUCUCUGCCAGGGAAAUCGAGUACACAAAAAAUGAAGACACUGCUAACUUCAUCUACCAGAAUUUGGGGAUUAGAAAUAUAACUACCUGUUCCGCACACCAUUGUGAAUAUGCCUAUUCUUGCAGUAUGACAUUCAAGUUGGACAUGGGGAGUGAUAACACCGAUGAGUCUAACAUUUUCAAGGUUUCUUACUCUGGAGACACUCGUCCGAAGUCUGCAUUUGCAUACAUCGGUGAAGACUCAGACCUCUUGAUCCACGAAUCUACUCUUGAGGACGAAAAGUUCAAAGAUGCAGUGGAUAAAAGACAUUCAACAACUUCUGAAGCUGUUCAGGUCGGUAUAUUAAUGAUGGCUAAAAAAAUCAUCCUUACUCACUUUUCUCAAAGAUACAAAUCAUUCACAUGUUCAAAAUCCGUUUACGAAAGAUUGGAAAAUCCAUAUACAAAGGAAGAUCUGAUUGAAAGCGGGAUUUACGUACCUUCGCCACCAUCUUCUCCGAGAUCAAACAAGUCUACUCAGUCCAUAUUAUAUGAAGAUCUAGAAAUACCUUUAGAAAUCAAGUCAAAUAUUUUUGGGAAGCCAUUAUCGGAGUUUGCCAAAGCCAAUGCGGCAAAUAUUGAAAUUCUCUUUGCAUCAGACAACAUGAAAAUUGAGUACGGAAAAUUGGGGAUGCAAAGAGACAUAUUUGAAAAACAAGGACGUAAAUUAGAGAGGCUCUUCUUUGUUGAUGAGGAAGAAGUAGACAACAGUGAUGAUGAGAGUAAAGCUGCCAAAGGCGCUAAAAAGAAAUUGAAACAAGAGGUUGAUCAGAAAAAGAAACGUAAAAUGACACCGUCACCUUAGCUACAUAAAAUACAUAAAGCUAAAUAGUUCUGUACAAAUAGAUUAUCAAUUCAUCGAAGGAGCUAAUCCCAUCAUUGCAAAAUUGAGUGCAUUCUCUCCGCUAACAAGAGACAUGUAUUUUUUCACCCGAUGAUUGAUGCAGUCAUCACUUAAAAUAUCACCGUUUUCAUCUGUUGUCUUUUUCAGCAAUAUCGGACCAUUCCUCCUCCCGUCAAGUUCGUAAAUCCCAUCCGGUCUCUUCACGAAACAAACAAAAUGUAAUUCCACGUUUUCUUCAGCGGGAGGUGCCUCUGUUUGCCCUUGUUGACUGUAGUUGGUAUACAGCUCUUUUGCGAUGUUUUGAACCAAUGUAACGGGAUUAGCAUUUCCGUGAAGUAGAUUUCGCCGGAAAUUUGCAACAGCAGAUUGCUGAACUAUUAGGCCAUCUUGUAUAUUCAAAAGAACGUGUAAUAGCGCAUAUAGUC
Molecule: messenger RNA, 3433 nt
Organism: Pichia membranifaciens NRRL Y-2026
Lineage: Eukaryota; Fungi; Ascomycota; Pichiomycetes; Pichiales; Pichiaceae
Exons: 1
Coding region: 267-2969 (900 amino acids)
Biological process (GO): mitochondrial tRNA 3'-end processing
Cellular component (GO): mitochondrion
Molecular function (GO): 3'-tRNA processing endoribonuclease activity
Source: RefSeq, a predicted model, not a curated record